GAGCCAUUCCUCCUAUAUUCUCUCUUCUCUUUGUUGGUGUCUUGUUGUGAUGGCGGCGCAGCCACGGCACUUCCAUAUGGGUGGCGGCAACGGCAAUGCCGGUGGCAGCGACACCACCUACACCAAGAUCUUCGUGGGAGGCCUCGCCUGGGAGACCCAGCGCGACACCAUGCGCCGCUACUUCGAGCAGUUUGGCGAGAUCCUCGAGGCCGUCGUCAUCACCGAUAAGAACACCGGCCGUUCCAAGGGCUACGGCUUCGUAACUUUUAAGGAUCCCGAUUCAGCAAUGAGAGCAUGCCAGGAUCCAUCGCCGGUGAUCGACGGACGGCGAGCUAAUUGCAACCUGGCAUCGCUCGGCGCUUCUCACCGGACCCGGCCGCCGACACCACGACACGGGAUGGCAGGGAGGUUGAGACCCCCCCUGGCUGGACCCAGCAUUGCUGCUUCCACAUAUCAUGGAUCAGCUGCCACCACCUCUUACUUCCAUCAACCUGCCCAAUAUUCCUAUCCUUACUCUGUUUAUGGAUACUCUGGAGGAUACUCCCAAGAAAACAUGUACCCAAUGAGCUACUACGGUUUAUAUGGUGGAAGUGGAGGUGGAGGGCAGCACCACCAGUUUUCUCCAUACUAUGCGGCUGCCGGACCGGGGGUUUUCCAAAAUUUCUACCCCUACUAUGCCCAAUUUUCGCAGGAUAUCCAGGCGCAGAGUGGAUAUGGGCUGCAUUAUCCACAGAUGCUGCAAUAUCCUUACGUGCCACAGCAAUACAGGGCUGGGAUUCUCUCCAUGCCUCCUUCCAUCGUGCCCACCACCGUGCUGGUUUGAUUCAACAGGAGUGACUGCCACAGCAACUGUCGGUUCCAGCUCUUUACAGCAGCCACCCGGAAGCACCUCGGUGCAGAAGCCAUCAUCUUAAUUCUUGCAUCUGAUAUUAGGAUUCAUGCAUUCUUCCAUCCAAAUUACUAACACUGUCGCAUUGAUAGAAGAGAAAAAAAGGAGGAAUCGUAUAUUUGGUCGUAUGAAGGGGUGAAGGAAGAUUUGGGAUUUCCUUGUACCCCUCAUUCCUCUCUGAUUUCAAAGAGGAUAACUGAUUCAUCAGCUCAUUGAUCGAACAAGCGAUCGGGAUGCAUCGCUUGCUUCGCUAACUGUCUUCAACAUCACCAUGGUCUGUUCUUCACCAUCAUCAUCAUACAUUGUUGCAUUGCUUAUUUAUCAUUGCUGUUCAAUUAGACUUAGAUGGAUAGGUGUCUUCUAUUGGCAUGGAGGCUUUAGAAUAUUUGUUGGUGCAUCGACCGGAGGCUGGAACGAAAUAUUUAGCCAUCUUUCCAGCUUCGACAUCAAGCUGACAAUUUAGAGAAAGCGAUCGGUGUGUGUGCAACACCAAUCUCUCAUCUUUAUCAUCCUAGCAGCUCAUCAUGGUUCAGAGAGACAAUUUUAAGUCUUGAAGCUGAUCCAUUGGAAGAUAGCAGCAGAGGCCGCCGGGAUGGCUCUGCUGACUGACUUGUAAUAAUCUUCUUCCUUCUGUUUACUGUUUCUUAUUGUUAUAAAGUUAUAAAUUAAUGCAGGAUUAGUUAGAUUAA
Molecule: messenger RNA, 1578 nt
Organism: Elaeis guineensis (African oil palm)
Lineage: Eukaryota; Viridiplantae; Streptophyta; Magnoliopsida; Arecales; Arecaceae
Source: RefSeq, a predicted model, not a curated record